This is a messenger RNA of Magallana angulata, 1614 nucleotides long. RefSeq names its product putative nuclease HARBI1. The transcript is spliced from 4 exons. NCBI's taxonomy places the organism in Eukaryota, Metazoa, Mollusca, Bivalvia, Ostreida, Ostreidae. Bases 444 to 1478 code for a protein of 344 amino acids. The record is from RefSeq and is a predicted model, not a curated record.
AAUUUGGUAUUCACGAAACUACCGUAAAUUCCGCACCCGUUAACGUUGCGGAAAAACUCCGUAAAACUUGCGUCUAUUUUACGGAAGGUUAUGACUAUCCGUAAACCUUCCGGAAGUGGGGCACUUGUUUUGAUAGUAUUUUAUUUAUUUAUUUAUUUUUAUUUUGUCAAUCGCAUUUUUGAUGUGAUAUAAAAAAAAACAUACUGUAAUGUUUAAUAUAUUUGGACGUAUUUUAAAAACAGCCAGCUGCCUCAUCUUUAAACAAUCCUUACCGUUUAAAUGACAUAUUAAUGAACAAUAUAGAAAACAUUGAGUUUUCAAAUUUCACAAGUCUAGAGUUUCCUUCACGAUAAUAUGGGAUUUGUAUGUCUUCAUUUUUCAAAAUUCGCUAAUAUAACGUCAUUUAUUACUGUUACGUUAUUUGUGACGUCAUUUUCAAUGCAAUGGCGUUUCAGAUAAUGUUCCAGCCUUCAAAUAACAGAGUAUCCAUUAGAAAAGAUAGGGUAUUUCGAGAUCGGUCACAUCCGUUAGAUAUCUACGAUGACGCUGAAUUGAUUCGACGGUACCGAAUGCCAAGACACUGCAUACUCGAUUUAAUAGAUACCCUAUCAACUGACUUAGAGCCUCCAACGAUGAGAUCUUACAGCAUCCCUGCAUCACUACAGAUAUUUGCAGCGCUCCGCUACUAUGCGACAGGCUCAUUUCAGCAGGUUAUCGGAGAUAUCUCUGGAUUGAGUCAACCAUCCGUUUCAAGAAUUAUUCAGAAAACUUCAAAAAUUUUAUCUCAACGAGCCAAUGAUUGCAUAAAGUUUCCCACCACCCCCGCAGCCCAAUUAGCGGUUAAACAAGGCUUCUCCUCAGAGUUUAACAUGCCCAACACUUUAGGAUGCGUGGAUGGGACUUUAAUUGCAAUAAAGCCGCCAACAGAGAGAGAAGAUGCAUACGUGUGCAGAAAGGGAUACCAUGCCAUCAACGUCCAGGGUGUGUGCGACAACCGGAAAAUACUUACCAACAUUAUUGUUCAAUGGCCAGGCAGCACACACGAUGCCUACAUUUGGGGUAAUAGCAGGUUGAGAGAAUGGUUGGAAGGCCAACCUUACAUUGGGCAUCUCCUGGGGGAUCAGGCGUACCCUUUAAAGCAAUACCUGAUGACACCGCUAAGGAAUCCCCACACGCAGGCUGACCGUGCCUUCAAUGCUGCCCAUAAAAAGGCCCGACAGAGGAUUGAGGACACAUUUGGGCGGUGGAAGAGCAGAUGGAUGUGCAUACACAAAUAUGGCGGUCCAUUGACUGUAGCACUUCCCACAGCUGUGGACGUGAUUACCUCAACUGCAGUACUCCACAACAUAUGUGAGGAGCAGGGAGUCCCGGUUGAAGUUCUACAGGAGGGCGAUGAUAUUGAUGACAGGGUGGACAACGUCGUGCAGGAUCAAAGUGGGCAGCAAAUCAGAGCCAUGAUCAUCAGAGAUAGGUUUUAGAUUUUUAAGAAGAUUAAAAUCGAAUGCAAUGGAAACAGUUUUAGUUUAAAUAACAACAAUUACACAGUGAAGAUCUUUCGAAGUGUAUUUCAUUUACCAUGUACGUCUUUUAUGCUUUUUUGUUCUAAUAAAUAAU